UGUUCUGUACCCAUUUUAUCGUUACUCUCUACAAUAGCUAGUAGAUGACGAGUGACAUUUUAUUGGCGUUUCGUCUCUAGAGUUGGUGCUUCUCGUCCCUCCUCUGCUCCUGCCUCCACGACCAGCGAGUCAGAAACGUGCUUUCUAUGUUCAAACAGCUAGGCUGCUUUAAACGCUUUUGGCCACAGUCCGCACUCCAACGCCGCAAUGGGUGCAUGCCAUCAUGCCAUUGGAUGAAAGAACUCCCCUCUUUCCCCUCUCAGAAAGCAGACCAUGUUAUUCCACACUAGAGGACUGUUUCUUCUCUUUGUCAUUGCCGCACUAUGUCGUGAUCAUGUGGCUUCGGCUGGCCUCGGGCAUAAAGCCAUUCCUCCUAAGAUGGAUCCAAAAGAAACUCUUCCUGCCAUAACACACAAAGUCUUUCUUCAAGUCGAAAUUGAUGGCCACGACAUAGGUCGGAUUGUGCUGGGUCUCUUUGGGGAAUAUGCACCAAAGACGGUAGAAAAUUUUCGAGCUCUCUGCGCCUGUGAUAGCGGAGAGCCUGCAUUAUGCUACAAGGGCAGCUCCUUCCAUAGAAUCAUUCCUGAUUUCAUGAUUCAAGGCGGUGAUAUCAUUCGAAAUGAUGGUACAGGUGGAGACAGUAUUUAUGGUGGAACCUUCAAGGAUGAAGACAUGACCACGGUGAAAUUCAAUCGAAAGUUCCUCUUAGCAAUGGCAAACUCAGGACCGGAUACAAAUGCCUCGCAGUUUUUCAUUACAACCGUCAAAGCACAGUGGUUGACUGGCAAGCAUGUCAUUUUUGGAAGAAUAAUGGAUGGCAGUGAGGCUGUCGUGAAGAUAAUUGAAAAGCAAGGAACCUAUGGGGGGAUUCCUCGUGCUGACAAAAUUGUCAUUACUGAUUCUGGGGAAAUCAAAUUGGAAGCUCCCAUCAUCGACGAUGGAAAUGAUCCACACCACAAUAGAGACACUCUCUACGGGCACGACAAGGAGGAGCAAUAACAAUCUAAACUAUCUACCAGCCACUUGUAGAGCUCAGAAAGCAGUAUGAUGCCAUUUUUUGCUCAACGGCAGCUACCAUGAUAUCACGAUGUAUCCAUCAUCACCCACUCAGGAUCCAUUGGAACAGCGACGUGACAACAAUUUUAGUUUGAUAAAGCUGUUUAGUUGUGCAAUUUCAUUUCCAAACUGUACUUCAUGGUACUGUUGGUUGCUUUUGCCAACGUUUUUAGUCAUUGUUUCUCCAUACAUGUACUUCAACGUCGAGUGUUGCAGUCGAUGAUGGCCUGAGUGCGAUGGUGUGAGUCGAGUUUCGCCGUUCCCCACCGCUCCCGUUAGUCCGGCCUUUUGCGACAGCAUGGAGAAAGACUGGUGGGAAAGGAAGGAAUAGUUGAAUUGAUUUUUUAUCAUUCAUUCGUCACGUUUAAAAUGUUGGUCGUAUUCAAAAUUUCGUCUGCAAGCUUGUGCAUUGCAAUGGUCUUCUGUCUCCCGCUUUGCCUCGCAUUAGUCUGAUCCCCCGUACUACCGGUAUGCUAUUAAUAUCUGCCGGCAUUGUCCAUGAUUUCAAUGUCACUAUAGCUACUACCACCCUCAGUGCGUAGUGCAACAAUCUCCAAGAGCCCCGUUUCCAAGUUUCGAACCCAUCGUGGCGUGUCAAACAAGGGUGCCGUGUGGUAAUUCCGUUGCAAUCGUUCUUUGACCGAAGAGAACCAUUCC
This is a messenger RNA of Seminavis robusta, 1713 nucleotides long. NCBI's taxonomy places the organism in Eukaryota, Bacillariophyta, Bacillariophyceae, Naviculales, Naviculaceae. The record is from the annotation of a GenBank genome assembly.